AGCUUUGCCAUGUCGCUCCCCUGGAUCCUGGCAUCAGUUUCGGCAGCAGAGGUCCUCAUUGGCCUGGCUGUUUUCUGCCUCCUCUUCCUCGUCCUCCUGUCCUUUCAGAGAAAGACCCCCCAGGGCCUAAAGAAAAUCCCUGGACCACGGGGCUACCCCUUGCUUGGCAACCUACUGGAUGUGGGGAAAAACGUCCACCUCAGUUUGACUCAACUGAGCCGGACCUAUGGAGACAUCAUGAUGAUCCACCUCGGGACAAAGCCGGUCUUGGUGCUGAGUGGGCUGGAGACCAUCAAGGAAGCUCUCGUGAGACAAGGAGAAGACUUCAAGGGACGUCCUCACCUUUACAUCUUCCGCCAUGUGACCGAUGGGCAGAGUCUGUCUUUCGGCACGGAUUCUGGACCGGUGUGGUUCGCUCGUCGGAAGCUGACUCAGAACGCCCUGAAGACUUUUGCUACCUCGCCCAGCCUCACCUCCUUCUCCACCUGCCUCUUGGAAGACCACGUCUCCAAGGAGGCCAACCAUCUGAUGGCAAAGCUCCAGGAGGUCAUGCUCGCCAAGAACCGCCUUGACCCCUAUCUGUACUUGACGGUCGCUGUGGCCAACGUAAUUUUGGCCAUAUGUUUCGGCAAGCGUUAUGACUACGAGGAUAAGGAAUUGCUCAACAUUGUGAUCAACAGUGAGCAAUUUGUGGAAUCCACAGGCUCGGGAAAUCUAGCCAACUUCAUCCCUCUUCUUCAGUAUCUUCCCAACAGCAGCGUGAAAAAGUUUCAGAACUACAAUAAGCAAUUUACUCACUUCCUGCAGAAGAAUGUUAAAGAGCAUUAUGAGAGCUUCAGGAAGGACCACAUCCGCGAUAUCACUGAUUGUCUGAUUGAGGAAAGCCAAAAACAGAAGCUGGAGUCCAAGGGGAAAAUUCAGCUCCCCCCUGGAAUGAUUAUGAACCUGGUUAAUGAUAUUUUUGGAGCUGGUUUCAGCACAGUAUCCACCGGGUUGUCCUGGUCCCUUAUGUAUCUCAUCUCAUAUCCCGAAAUUCAGAAAAAGAUCCAGGAAGAAAUAGAUGUCACCAUCGGCAGAGAACGGAAGCCGCGCUUAUCCGAUCGGUCCCUGCUCCCUUACACGGAAGCUUUCAUCCUGGAAGUGUUCAGACACUCUACCUUUGUGCCAUUCACACUUCCCCACUGCACCACUAGAGAUACCCUCUUCAAGGGCUACUUCAUCCCUAAGGACCUCUGCGUCUUUGUCAACCUGUGGCAAGUCAACCAUGAUGAGAAUCUUUGGAAAGACCCCUUGGCCUUCGUUCCUGAGCGUUUCCUCACUGCCAGCGGGAAAGAAAUCAACAUGGAUGAACGUGAGAAAGUCCAGAUAUUCGGUUUAGGGAAACGGCGAUGCAUCGGCGAGCCCAUCGCUCGACGGGAACUCUUCCUUUUCUUGGCCACUUUGCUACAAGACCUGCAAUUCAGCGUUCCCGACGGGGUGACGGUCAACAUGACCCCUGUCUACGGCCUCACCUUGAGGCACAAGCGAUGUGAGCACGUCCAAGUGAAACAGCGUUUUCCUAAAAAAACAGGCUAAUUACAAAAAGGACCAAUUGCCCACCAGCCUGUA
Messenger RNA from Protobothrops mucrosquamatus (brown spotted pit viper), 1608 nucleotides. RefSeq names its product cytochrome P450 1A5-like. The transcript has 6 exons. Gene Ontology annotation, molecular function: iron ion binding; steroid 17-alpha-monooxygenase activity; oxidoreductase activity, acting on paired donors, with incorporation or reduction of molecular oxygen, reduced flavin or flavoprotein as one donor, and incorporation of one atom of oxygen. Gene Ontology annotation, biological process: progesterone metabolic process; hormone biosynthetic process. The record is from RefSeq and is a predicted model, not a curated record. Lineage: Eukaryota; Metazoa; Chordata; Lepidosauria; Squamata; Viperidae. The coding region runs from base 10 to 1575 and encodes 521 amino acids.